UUUCAACAAUCAAGAGUGUCCAGGUGUCCAGAUUACGUAGUUGUGGGAAGUGAAUUUUUCAAAAAGGUGUGUCCAGAGCUUGUUGAUUUAGAAAUGCAUACAUUAGGCUAUAUAUACACCUCGAUCUACUGUACGAGAUUCACAACAUCAGGCUGAGAAAGACUUGCCAUUUCUCUGAAACAAGAAACUUACACUUGAACAAAAAAAGGGGAAGAGUUGGCAGUGGAAUCAGAGCAAGGCUUCAGGUUCGGGUCAAAAUAUGGCUACAGAAAGAUACAAGAUCUUCAAUGACUCUGUCCAUGGCCAUAUAAAGAUGCAACCGCUGCUGGUGGACAUCAUUGACACACCAGAGUUUCAACGCCUGAGGAACAUCAAGCAGAUGGGAGGAAUCUAUCGUGUCUUUCCAGGAGCUUCUCACAACCGCUUUGAGCACUCCCUCGGUGUGUGUCAUCUGGCAGGGGAACUUGUACGAAGUCUGAAAGCUCAACAACUUCAAGCUCAAAAAGCUAAAGAAGCUAAAGAAGCUAAAGAAGCUAAAGAAGCUCAAAAAGCUAAAGAAGCUCAAGAAGUUCAAGCAGGUCAAGAAGCUCAAGAAGCUCAAGAAGGUCAAGAAUGUCAAGAAGCUCAAGAAGGUCAAGAAAGUCAAGAAGUUCCAAAAGAUGAUAAAAUAACUAGUAUUGAUAUGUUCUGUGUUCAGAUUGCAGGAUUGUGUCAUGACCUGGGUCAUGGCCCAUUCUCACAUUUAUUUGAAGAAGUCUUGAAGGAGCUAUCAGAGAAAAUGGUUUCAGAAACAGGAGAAAGUGAAACUACAGAAGCUUUAAAAAACUGGAAGCAUGAAGCACAAUCAGGCAAAAUGUUUGACCUGCUGAUACAAAAUGGCAUUGAGGAGAAGAUGACGAGUGGAUAUUAUAAAGAUGAAGAUGGUGAAGAUUUACAUUUUAAACCUGAAGACUUCAAGUUCAUCCAUGAGCUUAUUGAAGGACCACCACCUUCGAGACCUUCUAAUAAUUGGUGCUACGAAGGAAGAGGCAAGGAAAAGUCUUACUUGUAUGAAAUUGUGGCCAAUAAACGCACAGGCAUUGAUGUUGACAAAAUGGAUUAUAUCAGCAGAGAUUCCCAACAUCUGGGAAUGAAAUACAACUUCUCACACAAGCGCUUUAUGAUGUUUGCACGUGUUUGCACCAUCGGGAAGAAAGAAAAGCAGAUUUGCAUGAGAGAUAAAGAAGCGAUGAACAUGUAUGAACUUUUCCAUAAUCGAUACAUGCUUCACAACAAUGUCUGCAAGCACAAGGUUGUGGUGGCAAUAGAAAUGAUGAUUGUUGAUGCAUUUUUGGCUGCUAGAGAUUACAUUGACUUGAGUGGCAUGAUCUCUGAUAAAGUUAUGGACCCUGAAAGAUACCGGCAACUCACAGAUGACAUUCUUCAGGAAAUUAUGCGGUCAGAUAGGGCCAGUCUCGAAAGGUCAAAGGAAAUCAUUACAAGAAUUGAGAAACGUGAGCUUUAUAAGUUCAUCUGUGCCAAAAAGCUGGAUUGUGAUGAACAAGAGUUGGAUACUCCUGAACAAAGGAAGGAAGUGGUGAGGAAAUGGCUGGAUGAAACAAUGAAAACUGAUUGUGUGUGUCCGUGUGUGUGUCAGUCUAAAUUUCAAAGAUGGCGGGAGUGGAUCGCACAUAAUGAGAUCACUGAAGACCAUUUUGCUGUCAAGACUGCCAAAUUAAAUUAUGGAAAGGAAGAGGAAGAUCCAAUCAAACAUCUCAGAUUCUACAGGAAAAAUGACCUUGACUCAGCAGUGAAACUGAAUAAACAUGAGGUUUCAUACCUUCUGCCCAACAGCUUUGCUGAAAUCAAGGUCAUGCUUUUCUACAAAGGUGAUGCAAAACUCCCAGAAAACCCACCCACUAAAGGAUUCUUGGACUGAAAAACCAAGUGAGGGAUCAAGUGAAAAAUCAAGCUAGGAAUCAAGCAGAAGUGAAGAAUAGAGUGAAGAUUCCAGCAAAGAAUCAACUGAAAAUCAAAACUGUAAUGCUGUUGAAACAAAUCUCAAUUAUAUAAACUGAUCAUGGGGGGGGGGGGGGGGGGGGGAAUCAAUUUUCAAAUCCCAGAUUAUUCUAUACAAUCAUAUAUUCUACUGUACUCUCUCAGGUAGUAGAUCAGGAAAAGGACUAGAGAUAAAUAAUCUAGAGAAAUUAAACUAAUUUGUGCAUGGUGAAUGCAGGGAUAUUGAUCUAAAAUUCAUAUAGUGUGCAUUUGUUUUUCUGUACUUUACAUGUAGGGUAGGUUUCUUUUUGGACUUUUCCUUAACUUUUCAUGUAGUUGACACUAUGAGUGAUUGUGCUACUUUACACUCUUUAGUACACUGUUCAUCAUAAAAGAAUGAUUCCUCAAAAUAACUUCAUCAAAGUAACUUAAUUAACUAACAGCUAUCUAGUGUGCUAUCAUGUUGUUUUUUAUUUUUUAUUUUGCUUUUCUUUUAACAUUUAUUUCAUGUACUUAGUUUAGGAGGUUACAGAAUCUGAAUCAUAUAUUAGUACAAGUAACAAUCAUGUUUCUCUUAUAACUGGUAAUACUUACAUAAUAUGGUUUGAUCUGGGGGUUUAUUUGUGGUAGAGGGUUAGAUUUUAGCAUAUACAAAGUUAAUUGAAAUAAAAAGUUUAAGACAUUGGCUAUGUGAUGACAGAAUUGUGUGAUUAAAACAAAUAUCUUAAUUUGUGUGUCUGUUGUAGCUCAGUCGGCAGUGGGGGGGGGGGGGGGGGGGGGGGGGGGGUUCAUGUUCCCUUACUUGUGGUCAUGUUUUCCAAACACCAGCACCCUCCACUGUUUCCUACAAUUUGCAGAUAGAAUCACAGAGAGAUGUCUGUGAUCAGGGGCGUGUCUAGAGCAUUUUCAGCGGGUGGCCACUAGUUAAAAAAAAAUGAGCAUUAUAAAAAUAAAAAAGGUACAUUUUAUGGUACACUAUUAAAAAGCUGCAAAUUUUUACCUGAUCUAAGCAUUAAAUUUAAUUUUGUUUGUGUAAGCUAAUGUAUUUAGGAUGAUUCAGUUAUGUUUGUUAUUUUUGAUUUGAAUAAAUUCUAUUAAUUUAAAUGUUGUUUGACGUACAUAAAGUAAUAUUUCUGUGAAGCCAGUGUUUAUUUCUUCCCUUGUAUUUUCACGUAACUAACACUAGUCAGUAAUAUUCAUCCUUGAUCCUAACAGCCAUUUUCAGGCUUAUGCUUUCAUUGUUUAGGAUCUACAUACCACAAAGGCAUACUAUUAUAAUACUGACAAACACUAACCGAAUACAUUCGAACAACUUUGAAAACACAAAAAGUUAACCAUUUUCAUGUUUUGGCCAUAAUCAUACAGUAUCUUUCACAAUUUAUUAUUUUUUCAGAUUUCAAGUACAAAAUAAAAGUUGAGAGUUACACAUAAUGAAAGUUUUAGGACUGUAACAGCUUAACUGGAUUGUUUAUCAUCCAGGGCUGAGCCCAGAUUCUUCUCCAUCAAAUAACAUACUUCUAAAUAGACUCUUUACAUUUAUUUUUUGUUAUGUUUUGUUUAUUGCAUGUGAGGGCUAAUUGCUUAAAAAAAUAAAAUCAUAAAACGUG
This is a messenger RNA of Ictalurus punctatus (channel catfish), 3584 nucleotides long. RefSeq names its product deoxynucleoside triphosphate triphosphohydrolase SAMHD1. Gene Ontology annotation, molecular function: dGTPase activity. Gene Ontology annotation, cellular component: nucleus. Gene Ontology annotation, biological process: dGTP catabolic process. NCBI's taxonomy places the organism in Eukaryota, Metazoa, Chordata, Actinopteri, Siluriformes, Ictaluridae. The transcript has 17 exons. Bases 260 to 1918 code for a protein of 552 amino acids. The record is from RefSeq and is a predicted model, not a curated record.